AUGUGCCCCCCAAUCAGCAUGCGGUGUGAGGCGGAGGGCAUGUCCUACCUCCACACGUCCUGGAUGUACCAGCUUCAACAUGGCAGCCAGCUAAGGGUCUGCUUUGCUUGCUUCAAGGCUGCCUUUCUGGACCUCAGACAGUUGCUGGAGUGGGAAGACUGGGAAGAUGAAGACUGGGACCCUGAGCUGAUGGGCCACACUGAGGGAGGGUCUGAGCAGGCGGCAUCCCCGGGGAUGGGACCAAGCUGGGGGCAGGGCCAAGGGCAGCCUGCACAGGGCGGGUCUGUGGACUGGGGAUCGGGCACCCUGGCGUCGGGCCCUGUGGAGUCAGAAGAGGUGGGCCUGGAUGAUCACUUUGUGCCCACCGAGCUGGAGCCUCAGGACGCCACACCCCUGGGCCUGGGUGCUGAGGAUGCUGACUGGACCCAAAGCCUUCCCUGGAGAUUUGGGGGACUCCCUACCUGCUCACACUGGCCAAGCCCCUCUCCUCCAUGGCAGGAGUUUUUCAAAGUGGACCUGCCCCCGGUCAUCUUUAUGGUGGGCUGCUAUGAUGCCAUCUGCCUCCGGAAGAUGAAGCCAGGAUGGGCCCUGAGGACCCCAGGCCAGUGUUGGAAACUGCUGCUGGAGCCUGAUGAGGUGAGGGUGGUGAGACUCCAAGAUGCACCCCAGAAGCAGGACCUGCACCGGUGGAGGCUGAGCAUUCUGGAAUCCUCUCCUCCAGGGCAGAAUGAAGAGCUGGUCCCUGCGGACUCAGCCCUGCUCAAGAGGGGAUUCACCAUCCUCUCUUAUUCACCCUGGACCAAGAGGGAGGCAGAGGAGGGGGACUCGGCCUCUAGGCCACAGUCCUCCACCCAAGGAUGGGAUCCUGGCACCAGUGGGCCCAGAGGGCCUGGGGAGAGCCUGGCUGUCAUGGGAGCCUCAGCCCUGGGGGAGCUGCCAUGUUUCCAGACCCUCAGCCCAGGGCCCCUGAACUGA
Messenger RNA from Physeter macrocephalus (sperm whale), 975 nucleotides. Its product is annotated as testis-expressed protein 19-like. Gene Ontology annotation, biological process: placenta development; spermatogenesis; male gonad development. The coding region runs from base 1 to 975 and encodes 324 amino acids. NCBI's taxonomy places the organism in Eukaryota, Metazoa, Chordata, Mammalia, Artiodactyla, Physeteridae. The record is from RefSeq and is a predicted model, not a curated record. Gene Ontology annotation, cellular component: cytoplasm; nucleus. The transcript has 2 exons.